Molecule: messenger RNA, 3420 nt
Organism: Hippoglossus stenolepis (Pacific halibut)
Lineage: Eukaryota; Metazoa; Chordata; Actinopteri; Pleuronectiformes; Pleuronectidae
Gene: ankrd33aa
Product: ankyrin repeat domain 33Aa
Exons: 5
Coding region: 407-1780 (457 amino acids)
Molecular function (GO): protein binding
Source: RefSeq, a predicted model, not a curated record
ACUAAACUCAACAGACUGUAAGGGGAGCAAGGUUGGCUUCUGUCUGUUUCUUUCUCUUAAUCCGUAAAUCUUCUGUAAUCAGGAUGAGAGGGACAGAGCAUGUUGCCUGACUUAGGACAGCGGAGUCUAAGUUGGGACCUGGACGGAUUGCUUGCUGAUGAGGAGAGCUAACUGGCCAGUGGGAUACAUGGAGGGAGGGGGGCGGCUCGAGCUGGAGUCAGUUUGGGAAACUUAAACUGAAACCAGUUUCCACCAAGAACCAUCAGGAAGAGUGGAGGUCAAAGACAUGAGGAUGGUUUAAUCAACAAGAGCAAAUUUUAAAAGAGAGAACAAAGAGCGAAGAGGACCAACAAUCCCUGGAUUGUUUUAGGAUGCGAAUAGUGGACAGCAGACCUGACACCGAGGCAUGAUCCAAGGCAGAGUGCGGGGUCCAAUGGCCACUGCAUGUGAUGACCCCCACCUGGGCGAAGGCCCAUCCGAUGACUGCGACAUCCUCCUGGAUGAUUCGGACUCAGAGAGUGUGCUUUCCGAUGACUCGGUGCUUCCCGACUAUGAAAUGGAGGAAGAUCCCAGAGAGCCGGCUAAAACAGUGUACGAGGCCUGUGCCAGGAACGACCCCACAUCCCUGUGCAGCAUGCUGGAGAGAGGAGUCACUAAAGAAGAGGCCAAUGAGAUGGACAUCAAUGGCAGGAAUGGACUGAUGUUUGCUGUGGCAAAGGGUUUCGUCGAUAUUGUCACCAUGCUGCAUACAUGUCCAUUAAUAGACAUCAACCAGCAAGAUAAUGAUGGAAAUACUGCCCUCAUGAUUUCUGCCCAGGCAGGCUUCAUCACCAUUUUGAACUAUAUCCUCAACUUCUACUCUGGCGUGGACACUGAGGUCAGGGAUCCCCGUGGCUUCACUGCCCUCAUCAAGGCAGGCCUGCAGGGCAGAGAGGAGUGUGUGUCUGCCCUGCUAAUGCAUGGUGCUGAUAUGAAUGCAAUGGACAUGGUCCAAGGGAGAGGCCUGAAGGACUGGGUCCUGAGGACAGGAAGGUUUGAAACUUUGAACAGAAUACGCCGUCUGCAGGCUCAUCCUGUCGCUGAGCAUUUCUGUGAAAGCUACAUGCCCGAGUGGCCUGAGCUGAAGCCACUGGUGGCAAAGGCCACCGCCCCAAAAUCAACCAGUCAGAAACUGAGGCAGCGUCUAAAAGACAGCCUUACUUUCAGCUUCCCUCAGGACCCACAAGACAAUGGGGUCAUGGACUAUAUGGUGCGAAUGACCACAAGCAUCCACAGCCCCCUGAUAGCCACUGGCUGCCGUCCUCUCUGUCCCACCAGCCCUCCAGAGAUUGGCAAGCGACGGUUUGCCGUUCCCGAACUGCUCGAAAAGCACAGCAUCAAGGAGCUGGAGGAGGGCACAGUAUCCCACAGCAACGGCUCCAUCACCUCAGCUUCUCCUCCCGCUGUGUCAGCCACCUCCGUAUCUCUGACAUGCUGCCAGGACUCCAGCCGCAGGGAGAGCCUGGCCUCAGGUGGCAUGAAAAGCUUCGUUCCCCGCAGCAUAGCACACAGGAACAGCAUCUUCCCCUCGGGCUGUAUUCCUAAGAUUGAAGUGACAAGAUCUGGCGAGCCCACUCCAAAGAAAGAGAAAAAGAAGAAAAGAGAGAAGGGCUACCUGGAGCCUCCUGUCUGGAAGUACAAGGAAGCCAAGGAAGAGAAAAAGAGAGUGAAGAAGCAGGAAAAGCAAAAAGACCAAGAUAAAAAACCCAAGGGGUCCAAACGUUCAUCAAGCCAAAAAUGAGGCAGCACUUUGUUUUCCACUGAGAAUUUUACUGUGAUUCUGUCACAACAUGAGAAACGAGUUUGUGGUCUUAGCGACUCUAAAGACUGAUUUAACAGAAGAAAAAGGAAACUUCAAAACUAUUAAAACCCAUUGGUGGAUUUAAACUUUGGCCUUGGAUGAACAGGAGAAAACUGGAGCCACUUGAAUUUGCUUGGUGUGAAGUAAUUUUCAUCCUAACUGGGAGAUAUUUAGUGACAUGUGACCGUUUCUUAUUUCAUCUGCGAAAGAUUGGAUUAGUAAAAAAAGUCACGUGGAGAUGGAACGUUCAUCAUUUUAUUUUGAAAACAUUGUACAUUUGUGGGGACUUUGUCAAUCUGUGAAUUGUUAAGAUUUCCAGGUAGCGUGCCAUUAUGGUGUUUAUGCAGGAUAACUAAUGACAAAUACUGUAUGUGAGCAAAGGCCUUCAGCAAAUUGAUAUAUGUAAUAGUUAGUCAUGGACUGUUUACAAUGUUGAACACAGAGAGGAGAGGUCUUCAAACUAUGUGUUUCGCUCCUCUACAAAAAGGGAUAUUUCAUAAUAUGUUAUAUUAUACUGUAUAUGCAUUUUAUAAGGCAAAGCACUGACGUUGCAGCUAGUUUCAGCUAUUGUACAGUUCUUGUAGUUUUUAAUGCCUCCUCUCUGCAGUGGGUGUAAUGGCACCUAAACAAACAGAAACUGUUACCAAAAUCAGCUCAUUGAUGGAGGUGGAAGUGGAGACAUCCCGUACCACCAUCAGCUGGUCCAUUUCCAGUAGCUCGUUGUCUGAACACAUGUAACUUCAGUCAAAAGCCUAUUUUUCCACAUCUAUGAAAUUGAUCUGCCCUUCCUGUUUCAUCACAUGCAGCAUCUGUGUAAAUAUGUUAUUAAGCAGAGUGUUCAUACUUCAAACAGCUCAGCAAUGAUUCGGAAACAGGAAGUAAAUCGUAGCUGCGAAGUUCAUUGUCCUGAAAACAAGACAAAUCCCUAAAACAAAUGUGCUGCUGUUUCUGGCUGUUCCUUAAACACCACUACCAGGCCAAAGGUAGAGUCACUUUAGAUUUUACAGUUAUGUUUUACUGAGCCUCAAAGGUAUAAUCCCCAAAUCGAUCUCCAUUCAAUUUUAUAUAUCAUUUUCUAACCCCCGAACGAGGCUAAUUCCGUCUUCAGUAUAUGCAAAAAGUACCAGAGUUCUGUAUGGCUGACACACAACUCUCAGUGGUUCAAGUACUGCGUUUGAUAGCAGAGGUACCUAUGCAUAGUCCAAAAAUAUUUGAACAUAAUAUUACUCAGGAAAUCCUUUGUUCAUAGUAUGAUGCCCAUUAAGCAAGAAAUCGAUUUAAAGGUCCACUUUACAAAAUAUUCUGUUUAUAGAUCAACACGGUAACUCCUCAAAUGAAAAUGAAAACCCAUAUACUUGUAACUGCAUCACCUGCUACAACUACAACACGAUAGAUUUAAAUGUGUUAUCGAAAAGAGAAAUAAUAGAUGCUAAUCUUAGGAAAGAUUAGUGUUGUUUCAGGGAUUACUUUAAAGUCAAUGUAAGAGACUGGAAAGCUCAGGUCUUCUACAUCUUUAUUGAGUGUAAGAUGGAUGAAAAUGUUUGUUUACAAGUUUGGAAUAAAAUUACUGACGUUUGUGA